GGUCGCCUCACCCCAUCGCCAGAUAUUCUCACACGACGUGCGUCAUCGCUCAGCCCUGCCACUCAAGGUAGCCCAGUCUCAUCUGAACCCGGUGAUGAUAAACCGCGCAGAAUUCGAAGAGUCCCUAUCAGAAAUACAAACUAUGUCUAUGACGACUCAGAUGAUGACGAAUGUCGUCGAGGUCUAGAGGGUACAAAUCUUUGUGUGAAAUGUCCAGCCAGAUUUGAAACAAGGCCUGGACUGGCGAAUCAUUUCAAACUACAUUUUGGUGAAAAACGUAAAUUCGCGUGUGAACUAUGCGAUUUCUCAGCGACAACGCUGAAAUCGUUGAGAUUCCAUCGACGAGUACAUGAUCGGUUUGGAGUCGGGCCAGCAACGCUAACUGAUCCACAUGGAAAUGGGAUCAUAACUGUUGGAGUGAGUCUUGGUCGCCAGUGA
Molecule: messenger RNA, 438 nt
Organism: Cylicostephanus goldi
Lineage: Eukaryota; Metazoa; Nematoda; Chromadorea; Rhabditida; Strongylidae
Source: the annotation of a GenBank genome assembly